CACCCCUUUAAACACGUCACUCGCCAGGCUGGCUGGCUGGCUGGCUAGUGUUUGGCGGUGUGGUGUGUGCGGUCGGACUGUGGUUGUGUUUCAGGUCUGGUCGCGUUGAUAACGAAAUACUUUGGACUCAUUUAACCGUGGAGAGAUGGGAAUUUUGAAGAAAUGUCUCUGAAAGAAAUUGCCCUAACACUGCUUGCCCUGUUCGGGUUAGUGGCAGUCGGUAAUGCUCUACGUUGCAACUGCACAAACUGUGAGAAGACUGGCUAUGAGUGUGAAACAGAUGGCGCCUGCAUGGCCUCUACAUACUUUAACCAGGGGAAGGAGCAACAUGUACGCAUCUGCAUCGACCGGGACAACCUGGUCCCCCCUGGACAACCUUUCUACUGUCUGAGCGCUGAAGGCCUGCUCAACACCCAUUGCUGCUAUGUAGAUUACUGUAACAGUAUUGAAGUCCCUGUCCCAACAAAAGAGGACUGGUCAGGCUCAGCGAGCUCCUGGGGGCCGGUGGAGCUGGUGGCGGUCAUCGCAGGGCCAGUGUUCCUUCUCUGUGUGCUGCUUAUGGUCGGCGUUUUCCUGUUCCAGCAUCACCAGAGGGCCUAUAGCCACAGGCAGAGGCUGGAGGUAGAGGACCCAUCAUGUGACCAUCUGUACUUGGCCAAGGACAAGACUCUUCAGGACCUCAUCUAUGACAUGUCCACCUCCGGGUCAGGCUCUGGUUUGCCCCUGUUUGUGCAGCGGACGGUGGCUCGGACCAUCGUGCUGCAGGAGAUAAUAGGAAAGGGUCGUUUCGGUGAGGUGUGGAGAGGGAAGUGGAGGGGAGGAGAUGUGGCGGUGAAGAUCUUCUCAUCCAGAGAGGAGCGCUCCUGGUUCAGAGAGGCUGAGAUCUACCAGACAAUCAUGCUGCGGCACGAAAACAUCCUGGGAUUCAUUGCCGCAGACAAUAAAGACAAUGGUACAUGGACUCAGCUGUGGCUGGUGUCAGACUAUCAUGAGCACGGCUCUCUUUUUGACUACCUGAACCGCUACUCUGUCACCAUCGAGGGCAUGAUCAAACUGGCACUGUCAGCAGCCAGCGGCCUAGCACACCUACACAUGGAGAUCCUCGGCACUCAGGGUAAGCCUGGCAUUGCUCACCGUGACCUCAAGUCUAAAAAUAUCCUGGUUAAGAAGAACGGCAUGUGUGCCAUAGCUGACCUCGGCCUGGCGGUCCGCCAUGAGUCAAUCACGGACACAAUCGAUAUAGCACCGAACCAGCGCGUGGGCACUAAGAGGUACAUGGCUCCAGAAGUCCUGGACGAGACCAUCAACAUGAAACACUUUGAUUCCUUCAAGUGUGCUGACAUUUACGCGCUGGGCCUUGUGUACUGGGAGAUUGCACGUCGCUGCAAUGCAGGAGGUAUCCACGAGGAGUACCAGCUGCCCUACUACGACCUCGUGCCCUCUGACCCCUCCAUAGAAGAGAUGAGGAAGGUGGUGUGUGACCAGAAACUGAGGCCCAAUGUGCCCAACUGGUGGCAAAGCUACGAGUCACUGCGUGUGAUGGGAAAGAUCAUGAGGGAGUGCUGGUAUGCCAAUGGAGCAGCCAGACUGACAGCACUGCGCAUCAAGAAGACCCUGUCUCAGCUCAGUGUGGAAGAGGACGUCAAGAUGUGAGCGGCGAAAAGGCGUGCUGGAGACGCGCAACCCGACCACACUCCCAUAGGAAACGAACACUAAAGACGGACUGCAAAUGAAAACCCUGCCAGUUUUAAAGCCACACUCCAAGUUGUGACGAGGCCUACCUCACCUUUUUAGCCAAAACUACUGAGAAUCACCCUUCCCCUUGUGACUUUUUCUCUCGCCCCGCCUCCCUUUCCUUGUGUCUCCUCCCUGUUCCCUUCAACCUCCCCUUCUUCAUGGGCCGCAACACCACAGCACCACCACUGUUAAUAUCAUCCCACCUAACCUUUUUCUGUUUUCAUUUCCCAUGGCAGGAAUUACUACUAUUGUACAGUGACAGGAUUAUUGUUACCUCUCUGAAAUAUGUCGGACUAACCUUGCCCAGAAGAAUCGCGUGCGUGCGUGCGUGCGUGCGUGUGUCAAAUUUUCUAUCUCCUUAGACACUAAGAUGUCCUUUUGGUGUAGGCUGUAGCUUAUUAGACAAAUCCAGUGAUCAGACGGUUGGUAAUUAAGCAUGAACAGCCAGAUUUUGUCUUUUAAUCCCUCACUUGAUUAUCAUUUAAACAGAAACUAGUUGCACUCAACUGUAGCUUCCUCAUCAUGUGUGACACCUGCAGGUAUCACAUAACGGAUGUGGUCCAGUCCUGGUGUUAGUUUGAAAUUUGGCAGGGAUAUUGUUUGGUUGAUUGAUGGUUUUACUUUUAUUUAUUUGUCAAUAGUUUUUAUUUCAUAUUGAUGCAACACUGUGAGAUGAGAUGUGACAAGCCAGAGUCCACUAUGAUAUGAAUUUAAUGUUGUAGUUCAGUCCAAGUCUUCACGAUCUUUCAGAUGUUUGUUUAAGGGGUUGCAUUCUUUCUAAAAAGAUACCAAGCGCAAAUAUGGAUGUUGCCAUAACCCCCCGUUGGUGAUAGGCGAUGACAUACAUACAUUAGCAAAUAAGAGGCGAAUGAAAAAUGCUGUUUUUUUUUUUUUUAAUAUAUAUAUUUUUGUGUUUUGUGUAAAGACACUCAUGAUGGGUGUUUUCCUUUGACGUUGACCUUAGACACUACUGAUGAUGGGUACAUAUGAUUUGUUUAUAAAACAAGCAUAUAUUUUUGUUUUCCUUUUUUAUGCCACAAGCAGCAGUGGGACAUCUGAACAGUGAUUUUUGCUGGAAUGGUACUUUCAGAAGUCUGCUUUGCUCUGUCUGCAUGGUAUCUAACUGUGCCCGGAAAUAGACUUGUCAUCUGCUGGAAUUUAGUUUUAACAUGCUCCUCUCAUGCCAAUUUGGUUGGUACUACUGAUCCCAAAUAAUUUUGCUGCAACCUUUUUAAUGUAUAUUUGUUGGAACUUGUGAGUUCUUUUCAGAGUUCAGUAAUUCUGUUUUACAUACUGUAUGUCCUCUGGGGUGACAUCUCUUUCUCGUUGACACUGGAAUAUUAAGGAGCAGCGGAGGAGGUUGGCCGCUGACCGUUCACACACAGGGAACACAUGGUUAGAAAAACUGACAUGCUGGGAAGUGAAACUGCAUGUUUUCAUUCUACUUUGUCUGCAGUUUUGAGUCUGUCUGCAGACAAAACUAUGAAAGUAUUACACUGGCAUUUGUCACUGUUGGGCUCUGCACUGUUAUGUCCACACAGACUUAAGUUAAUGUUAGUUUUGUCAUCACUUGAUCCAGAAUCCAUGUGUCAUGUUCGUAUCCAUUUUGCAUGCUGUCUCAAACACUGGGUCCUCUGCACUGAGGUAGAUGAACUUAAGACAUGUCUUUUCCCUCUUCCUACCUGUCUUCUUUCUUUCUUUUUAUUCGGGUCGUCUGCUGUGUAUCCCAGAAAUGUUGCUGCUACUGUUAACAUGGGUGGAAAUUCAGCGACAGAUCGGAGAUGGAGAGCUGGGAGGGAAAAUAGGGAGAUGGCUGUCAGUUGAACCAAAAUUGUCAAAACACUCCUGUCCAUGUUUGGUUUGUUGCCAUGGGUAUAUGAGCAUAAGACAUCCUGUUCAUUAGUAAUACUUUUAAAUUUCAUCGUGCAAAUCUUUUCAUAAUUAGUUGAAAAGUGUAUAUAUAGAUGAUAUACAAUAAAUUCCUCUUUUUCUUAUGUGUCUUCAA
Etheostoma cragini (Arkansas darter) is the source of this 3742-nucleotide messenger RNA. It is a transcript of the gene acvr1ba, whose product is annotated as activin A receptor type 1Ba. The record is from RefSeq and is a predicted model, not a curated record. Gene Ontology annotation, biological process: nervous system development; cellular response to growth factor stimulus; protein phosphorylation. The coding region runs from base 163 to 1653 and encodes 496 amino acids. NCBI's taxonomy places the organism in Eukaryota, Metazoa, Chordata, Actinopteri, Perciformes, Percidae. Gene Ontology annotation, cellular component: activin receptor complex; plasma membrane. The transcript has 9 exons. Gene Ontology annotation, molecular function: activin binding; ATP binding; activin receptor activity, type I.